CAGUCACAUUUUGACAUUUGCUGAGUACAGUUUGGAAAAUUUAUAGUGUGAAAAAUUCUUGAAUAUUCGCAAGCUAAAUAAUAAAAAAUAUUUUCAGUAAGAAAUAAAAUAAGUCAAUUGAAGUGUAAACAAAUAAAUGUUGAGGAAAAUCAAUAACCCUUGGAAUAACAGCUAGAGAAUAAUAAUUACAAGUUCAACAAAGAAAAUUGCAGACUGCGGAGAAUUACAUAAUUUAUUUAAUAAGCUUAUAGAAAAUGCAAAAAGGAGUGGAAUACAGGAAUAUAAAUGAAACUUUGGGAAAUUUUUAUUAAACACGACUUAUUGACGAUUUUGUGAAUUUUUCCACGACUGAGUUAACGGGUCGAUGAAAUUUCAUCAUCAAUACAGAGGCAGAGCCGAAGACAAAAUACAGUCGUGAGCAAAGAAAACGAUUCAUAAAGGAAUUUUUCAUAUAUAUACUGAAAUAAAAAGAAUUGCAGCAAUUACUUACUCCACGGGAAGAUGUUUAGCAGUCAUUUUACAAAAGAAUUAUCUAUUACACUGAAAGGCGAAAACGGGAGCUUUUUAGUUAGUAAAAAAGACGAAACCAGUGCCAGAACUGAAUCGAGCAGCUUAGCGGAGCAGUUACGCACAAAGAAUAAGGAGUUCCUUUGAUCAAAUAAAUAUUAGAAUACAUAUUCAAAAUAGUAUCUAUUAUAUAGUUUGACACUAAUAACAAUUAGAAACUAAAAAUUGCUGCGGGAACAGCACAUUCGCCAAAGAGCUAUGAAGUUUUGAUAUAAAAGUAAGAGAUAACUCAAUUUUAGAAUUAUUUAAUUGAAUGAAUGGAAAAGAAUCGUUCUGCUGUACGUGUGAAAAUUAUAGCACAGUUUAAAACUGUAUUAAGGAACUUAGAAAUAUUAAAAAGCCAAUAAGCAAACUACAAAAAGCACAAAGCGCUGCAGUUCGAGUAGUCGGUUAUAAAAAUAUAAGGAUUAAUAUACACAGUUUGUAUAUAAAAGUUAUACGAGUGUCCAACUGGACACAAAAUCGACAAAAUUACCGACACCAACAGAAAAACAUCAAAAAUUUCGCCGAAGGAACAGGAAGAUAAAAAGGACUCUGCAGAAAUGGCUGCCAUGAAUACAAAGUCUACCAAAUUUGGAGGGAAACUGAAUUUAUCCUCUCAUGUAAAAUAUGAGCAUUUAGUAGCUGGCAUUUCGGGUGGCGUAACGUCGACGCUAAUAUUGCAUCCGUUAGACUUGAUAAAAAUUCGUUUUGCUGUGAAUGAUGGACGCACAACCACAGUACCACAAUAUAGCAGUCUGAGCAGCGCAUUCUCAACCAUCUUCCGACAGGAAGGCUUCCGCGGCCUAUACAAGGGUGUCACACCAAAUAUCUGGGGUUCAGGUUCCUCAUGGGGUCUCUAUUUCAUGUUUUACAACACAAUUAAGACCUUCAUUCAGGGCGGCAAUACGACACAGCCAUUGGGUCCGACAUUGCAUAUGUUGGCCGCUGCUGAGUCUGGUGUGCUCACGCUGAUUCUUACAAACCCCAUUUGGGUGGUGAAGACCCGUUUGUGCUUACAAUAUGGCGCUGAGGCUUCGAGCAAACACACUGAAUAUCGCGGUAUGGUGGAUGCGCUGGCGCAGAUCUACCGCAAGGAGGGUGUACGUGGUUUGUACCGGGGCUUUGUACCCGGCAUACUUGGCGUGUCUCAUGGUGCUUUGCAAUUCAUGACCUAUGAGGAGAUGAAGAACUAUUACAAUACAUACCGCAAAUUGCCGAUCGAUACGAAAUUGGCCACAUCGGAGUAUUUGGCAUUCGCUGCUAUAUCGAAGCUUAUCGCUGCUGCCGCCACAUAUCCCUAUCAGGUGAUACGUGCACGCAUGCAGGAUCAUCAUCUUAAUUACACAAGUUCAUGGGAUUGCAUUAAGCAAACAUGGAGAUACGAAGGUGCGGUCGGUUUCUACAAAGGUAUCCAAGCCAGUUUGACGCGGGUGCUGCCGGCGACGAUGAUAACGUUUGUUAUAUAUGAGAAUGUGUCGCACUAUUUGUUGCAAAGAUCGAAGACCAAAACAUAAGGACGCCAAGAAGUCGUUCAACAAAGAGACUAAACCAAAAAUUAACUAAUUCCUUCGGUUUAAAUAGCUUUAUAACGCCUAUAUAAGUGUUUAGUAGUUAUAUUUUAUUGUUACCUAAUAUGAACUAAUUAAGAAAGCUACUCUGUAAUAUUAAUACGAUAUGCCAGUUUUA
Bactrocera neohumeralis is the source of this 2235-nucleotide messenger RNA. RefSeq names its product mitochondrial folate transporter/carrier. The record is from RefSeq and is a predicted model, not a curated record. Gene Ontology annotation, cellular component: mitochondrion. The coding region runs from base 1110 to 2063 and encodes 317 amino acids. NCBI's taxonomy places the organism in Eukaryota, Metazoa, Arthropoda, Insecta, Diptera, Tephritidae. Gene Ontology annotation, molecular function: folic acid transmembrane transporter activity; FAD transmembrane transporter activity. The transcript has 6 exons. Gene Ontology annotation, biological process: nucleotide transport; folate import into mitochondrion.